GCAGGUCAAGGAACGCUCGGUCUUAUUUGCUUGAUUAGGGCCAGUGUUUCCUGCACCAACUUCCCAUCCCUUUCCUCAGGCCAACUCCACCAGACAGAAAUUUCACACAUUCAUGGAGUUUAGCCCCUGAACGGGUAACCUUGGCAAGGCCCCUCUGGUCUAAGGGAAGGAAGGUGCUGCUCUAGGGAGGUCGAUGCAGCCAGGCCCUUCCUUGGCAGGUCUGUCAGAUUGGAGGGUUAGCUUUCUAAGGCUUUGGUUUUGCUGAGCCAGAGUCUAAAUUCUAUACACAAGCACACAUGCGUUUUUUUACUCCCUUAAUGCCUUUUUUUUCUGUCCUGCUCCAAUACCCUGGUUCUCUGAUGUGAGCCUAAGGGCCUUUGGGUUUCCUCCUCAACAUCCAUCCAGAAGGUCAAAAGCUCGUGGACACCGGUGGGACUUUCCUAUAAACAAGUAGUUGCUCAUCCGGGCCGGGAGGUGAUUGUUUGGGUCUACCCUUCUGAUGAAAAGAGAAAGGAAGAAUGGAUUAUAGUCACCAAACGUCCCUAGUCCCAUGUGGACAAGAUAAAUACAUCUCCAAGAAUGAACUUCUUCUGCAUCUGAAGACCUACAAUUUGUACUACGAAGGCCAGAAUUUGCAGCUCCGGCACCGUGAGGAGGAAGAUGAAUUCAUCGUGGAGGGGCUGCUGAACAUCUCGUGGGGGCUGCGCCGGCCCAUCCGUCUGCAGAUGCAGGAUGACAACGAACGCAUUCGCCCCCCGCCGUCCUCUUCCUCCUGGCACUCUGGCUGUAACUUGGGGGCACAGGGCACCAUCCUGAAGCCCCUCACCGUGCCCAACAUUCAGAUCUCAGAAGCGGAUGCCCCGCCCGAGAGUGAACAGACAUCAAGUCCCGCAGACUCCAGGGGCCUGAAGACCGUGCAGGAAGACACCCCACAGCUGAUGCGCACGCGCAGUGAUGUUGGGGUACGUCGCCGUGGCAAUGUGAGGACGCCCAGCGACCAGAGGCGAAUCAGACGCCACCGAUUCUCCAUCAAUGGCCAUUUCUACAACCACAAGACGUCCGUGUUCACGCCGGCCUAUGGCUCUGUCACCAACGUCCGCAUCAACAGCACCAUGACCACCCCGCAGGUUCUGAAGCUGCUGCUCAACAAAUUCAAGAUCGAGAAUUCUGCAGAGGAGUUUGCUUUGUAUGUGGUCCAUACCAGUGGUGAGAAACAGAAGCUGAAGAACACCGAUUACCCGCUUGUUGCUCGGAUCCUCCAGGGCCCAUGUGAGCAGGUCUCCAAAGUGUUUCUUAUGGAGAAGGACCAGGUGGAGGAAGUCACCUAUGAUGUGGCUCAGUACAUAAAGUUCGAGAUGCCUGUCCUUAAAAGCUUCAUUCAGAAGCUCCAAGAGGAAGAAGAUCGGGAAGUCAAGAAGCUGAUGCGCAAGUAUACCGUGCUCCGGCUGAUGAUCCGGCAGAGGCUGGAGGAGAUGGCUGAGACCCCAGCAACAAUCUGAGCCACAAGAGGGAGGGGAUCCAGAUGCCACCGGAGCUGCCGCUGACAUGAGAAGACGCACAGGAAGCUGGAUACCUUCCUUCCAUGGAACCGUUUAGAUGCAGACCUUUCCAGCUCCCGCCAGGCCACCAUUCGCCGCCCUGAGCGGGAUGGAGAGGCCAGCAGACAGUUCCGCAUCGUUGGAUCCCUGCACCCCACUCCUUUCUUUCACUCACAGGGACUUUUGAGCUUUGUUAUAAGGACCUAAAAUGUGUGCGUGUGUAUGUGUGUGCACGAGCAUGUGCACGCAGUGGAAGCCUGUGUGCACACAUGGUACAUAUCCACGUGCCUACCUGAUAUUCACAUGCAGCUGAAUUCUAAACAACCAGCACGAGUGCCGUGGGGCUUGCAGGUAUGGUGCCCGAGUGCGGGCAAAUCAGAGGCGUCACCCGUUUGAGGGAUUUAAGCAGAAGACAAGAUCUUCCAGUGCCAGGGCAGCCACACGUGUUUAGAAGAGAAGGGGCUCAGCAAGCUCACCAUCUGGGAUAUUUAUAUGUUAGUAGAGAUUCUCCCUGUACUCCUAAAAGGAUUAGGGAUUGGACAUUAACAAAAUAACAGCCCCCCACCCCUCGGGAAAGUGCGAUGGAAAGAGAAGGAGAAAACGUCCUUGCGGUAGCUGCAAUAAGCCCAUGCGUUUUGACACUGGAAACUUUGAUGGUUUUAAAUAACAAAGACGUAUGUGAUGAUCUCUGUGGAUUCCGCCUCUGUCCUCGCCGCGUCUCCGUGGCCACCUCUGGGAGACAGGAGAGGAGCCUGAUGCUGCGUUCAGCACACCAAGCUGCCAGCCCCAACUCUCUGGUGCCUCCUUGUGUUGAAGGAAGGGUCUCACUGCUCUGUGCAUGGCAGACUGGCUCGUGUGGCCAGGGCCUGGCCUGUUCUGGGAUGGUGGCCGGAGAGUUUCCCGCUUUAGGGAAAUGUAGAGACGCCUGUGAGCCCAGCCGUUUUGUAUCAUCAGGGGAUACUCCUGCGCCUGAUGCUGAGGCCAUGUGUUUGAAGUCAAGGCUCUAAUCUUUCCAACCACUGGAUUCUUGCAAGUUGUCCUCACCUUGUGUGUGGAGAUGGACUCCAAGAAUGAGCCUGCUAUUGACUGAGUGUGGGGCUCGGGGAAGCUCUCUGGGCUGCCCCGGAAAGGUGCAUAGGCAGGGUGGAGCUUCUCUUUCAGCUUCUCUGAGCAGCCACCUGGGGUGAUCAUUAGAACAGACCCAAAUGCAGGGAAAGGGCAGGUAGUCUGUCCCCCUGGGAUCCCCAUCAGGAAGACUUCCAGGCAGCUGGGCCACAGUGUGGCUGACAUAGGUUGAAGAGGGACAGAUAGAUGCCUGGGGGCGGGGGGCCUGGUUGGGGAUCAACCAAGCAAGGCCAGGAGCUCCUAACGACAGGUGUCUCAGCCUUGUUGGUGGAGAGACUCCCCAUCCCUUCACCUCCUCUCCAAGGAAGGUUUGGGGAGCUGGGCAGUUGGGGGAAGGAGAGCCACUGGUCAGCGCCUGCAGGGAAGUAGAGGUUAGCAGCUGAGCGGUUCCUGGCCCCUGCUCUCCCCUUGGCCCCCCCCUCCUCUUUAGAUGGCUCACAGCUGUGGUCUCAUUGUUGAUUUUCAAAGAGAUGGCCUGUGGCCACCUGGCAUGGUGCCGGGGGACUCUUAGCGAGGUGACCUCCUCUUCGGGGACACGCCACCAGCCCUGUGGGCCGUGGACUGGAAAUCCGGCGACCUUAGUCUCAAUCACACAUCUCAGUGGGCCUCUGAUAGAUGCACAGAAAAACCGGGGGCGGGAGAGGCUUCCUUUGUUACAGAUGGGCGAGAGCCGGUGUGUGAAAGAUGGGGUGGGGGCGGAUUCUGGGGGGAAGUCAGGGGAAAUUACAUCUUACAGGAUACAUUCCACUUAAUGUGGGCCGUACUUUGCCACUUUGGCCCACCCUGUUUAGAGAUCAUUUCUUACUUCCUAAUAACGCGUUUGGGAAUUUUGGAAAGAUCCUUUGAAAUAGCAGCGGCUGAAACAGAGACACUUCACCACAGCAGAGCCGGAUUUUCUCACUGGUAUCACAUGGCCUGGUGGCUUUGAAUUCCUGUACUGAUUUGUGGGGGUUUAUGUAAUUGAGUGCAAUGAACCUGAAAUCGUGUGAAGAACAAAAGACCAAUUUAUAGGGUUUUUUUCCCCCCUAACUUGUGAAAAGCAGUAUAGCCACAUCUGACUUUCUUUUUCUAGGGGUUUAGGUUACAAGGUGAUCAAAUGAAGGAAAAGCCUGGGUCCGCUUCCCCAGGUCAUGGUGAGAUUAAGCACAAGGUCACAUUCUCGGUGAUCACGUGAGUGGACAGGUGAUGAGUUAAAUGGGGGUGGGGGGUGCAUUGGGGAGAGACUGAGAAGCACAAACAGCAGGCUUGCCUGUGCGUGCUGGCGAGGAAUGUGCGCUCCUGUCUCCUGGCUGAUGGACUUGGAUUCUAAGUGAGGUUGAGGAGGGAGGAGCUCAGAUUAGCUACCCACUUUGGAGAAAAAUACAGGGACUGAGGUUUUGGUCUGAGACUUCAAGGAGAAAUAUUUGCACCCUUCCCUCCUCCCUCCCAGAAAGAAAACAAUAAUACUCUCUCCUGGAGAUGCCCAGAUAAAGACAUUUUAUCAUCCUUGCAGAUUAGACUUUGAAGUAUAAUGACACACACACAAAUCUGUUCUCGGAUGCAAAACUUUCUGGCCCGAAUCCUUUUCUGCAGAGUUGGGUGGUUAUUUUAGAGUGUCAGGAGCGAAGAGAAGCAAUGGAUCCCAGAAGGGCAAGAAACUCUUAAGAGAAGCUCUCUUAAGAAAAAAAAAAAAUCCAAAGCUCCUUAUUAGUAUGGAGAAAUAUGGUGUCCUAGAUACAUCGCCAAGAGAGAAAUUUCUGUAUGAACAAGGGAAUUUCAGGGCCUCAUGGCCAAACCAUGAUGUGGGGGCUGAGACAGUAAGCAGAGAAAGUCUCUAACAUCCUCUAUGCAGCAGUGCACAUUUUUGAGUUAUUGCUUAAACUGCACACAAAUUCUUGAGUCAGUCUCCAAGAGGGAGAGAGGCAAAAAUGAAUGUAGCAACCCUCCUUUCAGCUGGGACUGAAAGUGGGACUGAAAGCGGUUCACGGGAGGUUACGGCGCCCCCUGUGUUUUACCCAAGCACAAGAUGUGGACGAGCUGUGAAGGGAAUGCCUCAGUUUACCCCUGGAGUCUUCCCAACCAAUCACAGACCUGCUUCCUGAGGCCGGUGGUUUCUGGCGUGUUACUACUGCUCGUAACAGGGUUUCCCCACUUGUUUUAGCUUUGUGAAGUAUCCUUUUCUUAAUCCUAACUUGCCUUCUGCAAUGGUACAUGACCAGGUUCACUGCUGGUUUUUGGAACUUAUAAACGGAUGCAUCUAGGGAUCAAGAUGUGAUUUGACAAGGCCUCAGGUGGGGCCACGUGUUUCUGUAACAUUUUGAUAUGUUUCCUUGCGCCUAACGUAGAUCUUGUUGAAAUAAAGCACUUUUUAAAGUC
This is a messenger RNA of Suricata suricatta (meerkat), 5018 nucleotides long. RefSeq names its product Ras association domain family member 2 (gene RASSF2). The transcript has 11 exons. The record is from RefSeq and is a predicted model, not a curated record. Gene Ontology annotation, cellular component: cytoplasm; nucleus. The coding region runs from base 519 to 1499 and encodes 326 amino acids. Gene Ontology annotation, biological process: positive regulation of protein kinase activity; regulation of non-canonical NF-kappaB signal transduction; signal transduction. Lineage: Eukaryota; Metazoa; Chordata; Mammalia; Carnivora; Herpestidae.